Messenger RNA from Toxorhynchites rutilus septentrionalis, 5218 nucleotides. RefSeq names its product protein dead ringer (gene retn). Gene Ontology annotation, biological process: regulation of transcription by RNA polymerase II. The transcript has 10 exons. Gene Ontology annotation, cellular component: nucleus. Gene Ontology annotation, molecular function: DNA binding. The record is from RefSeq and is a predicted model, not a curated record. Bases 856 to 3510 code for a protein of 884 amino acids. Lineage: Eukaryota; Metazoa; Arthropoda; Insecta; Diptera; Culicidae.
UGUCUCACAUCGAACGGCGACGGUGGCGCGCAUAACGCGUGUGUGUGUCUCUCUCGCGCUCUGUCUAUCUCCGUCAGUCGACUCGAGGCGUGUGGAUUAACCGUUUUUGUCGCGGCUGAUCGUGUGUGCGAUCAAAAUUUCGUCGUUCGUCUGUCGAUUUUAUGUUCCGCUGCAAAAGUGGAAUUAAUUGGUAGGGUUGGACCCCCCUUUUUUUCGCGUGUGGAACAUUUGGAAUAGACCUCGCACCGUUGCGUCGCUAGGCGCUUGCUAGUAGUAGGCUCUGGAUGGCGAAUUCGCUCGUGCGUGUUUUCGGGCUUUCACAACAAUAGGAAACACUGUGUGUGUGUAUUUUUUUUUGUUUACAUACGGGUGUGACACACGCCGCGCUCGAUCAAAACAAACAACGCGACGCGUUUUUACGUGUCAAUAAGGGUGGAAAACUUAAUGGGUGGAGUGGUAUGAGUGUUUGGUUGAUCUUUGUUUUUUGUGAAAGAGUUUGACGCGUUUGAUGUAUUUGUUUAUGUUAUCGGAAAAUCGUUGAUCAUAGUGAAAGAGCAGAUGAUAUAUUUUGACAACUUAGUGGGAAAACAGUUGUUAUAUUCGAUAAAGUGUACAUAAACUGGGAAUGCAGUUGACGAGACGCGAUAUCUUCGCAGAAACUAAUAUCAUUCGAAAUAUAAAUAUUUUCCCGCCUCGAAUCUCAUAACAAUCCAAUCGGAUCAAUCAAUACAGUGGCAGCCGAAUCGGAGGAAACUCUUUCAACAAAUCAACUCAGAGGAAGGGUUUCCGAGCUGCGACCAGGGCGUUAAUGUAAUUCAAACCGUCGCGCAAAACACGCAGCAGCCGGUCACAAACAUGACAUCCGGGAUGGAUUUUGGCCGCAAUCCAGAUCAUCAUCACUCGGAGCUGAACAGUCACUCGGCCCAGUUUGGACAGAACCAUCCGCUGGGUGUCCUCGGCAACUUGACGGCGCUCAACAUGAACGUGCCGAAUCUGUCCGGGUUCCCGAGUUUGUCCGGCCUGCAGCACGGGGAUGUGCUCGAGAAGUUGAAGAUGCAAGUGCGUGACAUGAAGGUGGGACUGAUGGGUGAACAGAAUGAUUUCGCGGCUUUGCACGCGAGUUUUGGGGCGAAUGCGUUGCAACAGCAACAGCAGCAUCAACAGCAACAACAACAACAACAACAGACCGGUAGUGGUGGUAGUGUUUAUAAUAGUGGUGAACAUAGAGCAAGUGGUGGACCAAAUGGUGGUAAUAGUGGUGGUGGAAGUGGUGGGGGUGCAAGUGCCAACACUAAUGGUGGUAAUUAUCCGUUCACUUUACCCAACCCGCCGAUCAACAAGGAUGGUAACCCCGGUUCGAAUUCGUCAACUUCGAGCGAAACAUCCACCUCUUCCCAGCAGAACAACGGCUGGAGCUUUGAAGAGCAGUUCAAACAAGUUAGACAGCUCUAUGAAAUCAACGAUGACCCCAAGCGGAAAGAGUUUCUUGACGACCUGUUUUUGUUCAUGCAGAAACGAGGAACUCCAAUCAAUCGACUCCCCAUCAUGGCGAAGUCGGUGCUGGAUCUGUUCGAACUGUACAAGCUGGUGAUUGCCCGCGGAGGGCUGGUCGACGUGAUCAACAAGAAGCUCUGGCAGGAAAUUAUCAAGGGAUUGCACCUUCCCUCGAGCAUCACGAGUGCGGCUUUCACGCUGAGGACACAGUAUAUGAAGUAUCUCUACCCGUACGAGUGCGAGAAGAAUAGCUUAAGUACACCAGCCGAGCUGCAGGCUGCCAUCGAUGGGAACAGACGCGAGGGUCGUCGCUCUAGCUAUGGACAAUUCGAUGCGCCAUCGGUUCAACGUUCGCCCAUACCGCAGGGCAUUCAACAGAUGUCCCCGCUGUCGCUGGUAACCCAUGUCAACCAGCAGCAGCACCACCGGCUGCUGGGGGCACCGAACGUGGGCCAAAUACCAAACAUCCUGCCGGCGGAGUUCGAGCAGCGAAUGCUCGAUUACAUCAAACUGUUCCACCCGAAGGAGAUGAAGCGUGAGCAGAGCCCGGAACAGUUGACCCCUCGAGAUGCGCUCAAUGCGCUGGAGAUGUCCCGGGUCGCUCUGUGGAACAUGUACAACAACAACACGAGCCCACCGAACUCGAUCAACACCAGUCCGCCAGAGUUGCAAAGCUUAUUCAAUUACAGGGAAGCGCUCAACCUUUCGGACUCUCCGCCCCAUCACAUCUCGGUCAAACGUGAGCGGGACCACCCGAUGGACUUCACGGAUCGCUCGAUGGGACGCGAUUUCCAUAGUGGCAUUCCACCGGCAAAACGCAGCAACAACAAUACGAUUGCUGCCGCUGCCCAGCAGCUCCAACAGCAGCAACAGCAACAACUGCAUGGCCACGGUCGCUCGCUAACCCCACAGAAGCUAAACAUGUCCUCGCACGAUGAAGAUGACGCCCGUUCGGACGGAACACCCAUAAAUCUCCGCGGCGAUAAUGGCAUGCGUCACCACGAUGAAGAUAUUCCGGAUGACGAGGAAGAGGACGAGGAUGAGGAGAUGAAUAUGGCCGAAGACGCCCAUCCUCUGGCGUUGAAUAGAAUCACAGAGCACGCGGCGGCAUUGGCCGCGGCACAGAGAGAGCGCGACCAGGUGCAGGUGAAUCAUCUGGCCAGUUUGAAUUUGAGUCUGCUGGAACGCGAACGUGAACGAUGCGAAGAUGCCGACAAGCUCAAGCGUCAACAGCAGCAGCAGUUGCAGCUGGAGCAACUUCAGAGGGAACAACUGCUGCAUCAUCAGCAGCAGUUGCAGCUCCUGGAAAGAGAACGGGAGCGUGAACUACAGCGGGAACAUGAACGGGAAAUACAGAAGCAGCAGCAGCAGCAGCAACAACAACAGCAAGAACAGCAACACAUUUCGGAACAGAACCGCCAAAAUGGAGAUCGUUUGAGUGGAGCAGCCAGGACAGAUAACCACAUCGGUACCAUCGACAGCGACCGUCAAAACUGCUCUCGCUCAGCGAAUGGCUCGACGAGUCCAGGUUUGGGUGCCACCGGAACGACCAUGGGCAUCAUGGGAAUGCAGUUUAAGUUGACCAGCAGAGGUGAUGCUGCCAAAGGCGACCAACAGUUAGUGGUAUCGAUGGAGUUCAACGGCGUACAGUACGAAGGCGUCCUAUUCGCCAAUCCCUCGUCGACUUCUCUAAACUCCUCAUCCUCGCAAACGACGAAAGCUUGCAAAAGCAUCACAAACAUCACAUCCAGCAGCAGCAACGCGCGGGCCGAGAAUUCCGCUUCCUGUCCGCUCCUGGUGACAGCAGCCAACAGUUCUGCAGUCGCACCGUCUUCAUCCUCCCCGGCCGGUAGUAUUCAUAGCAGCAGCAGCAACAACAGCGCCUCGCCCACCGGCUCGCUGAUUAUCUCGCCGGCCAAGACCAAUUCCUCCUCGCUGGGUGGUGACGAACCCAUGGCGACCGGUCUUUCCGCUCCACCCCAAGUUAUCACCCCAAGGCCACCACUAGUUUCCUAAGCAUCCGGGGCAGCUCUCUUCCCUCAGCUCACACGCUCUAUCAUCUCUCUAUGUGCUACCCAGCCACACACCACCCACACCCCGUUCGUUGUGUAGAACAGAACAGAAGUGUAGCAAAUCUCUCGCAACUUAUGCACGUGAUGUUUCGGCUCUCGAAUACUGCAUUUUUUCGCUUUUUAGAGAACUAAUUUGUUUUUUUUAGGAUAAAACUAUUAUUCUAGUUUGUAAGUGUACGCAUUAGAUUCGAUAUUUUUCCUCGAGCGAGAAGUGGGACAGAAUAUAUUUUUAUCAGUGUACAAGUUCGCGCGCGCGAGUGAAAGAGUAGUUCGAUUUAAGCUACAGAUGUCGCUGGGGUAACCCUCUAGCGGAGACACACCCUCUCUCUCUUCGGUAAGCUUCGAAUCGGUUUGAAAUGUUUCGCCCCCCGAUUGGUGGCAGUGUGCGUGUGCGUGUACACAGUAAAGCGAAAGUCUAACUGUCGAGAACCAAAAAUUAAUUUUUAACUGUAAGAAAUGCAAAAAACAAAAAAAAAUGUACGAGCAAUGUUUAACCAGCUGAAGCACAGUUACGAUGUUUAGGUAGAUAAUCUAGACAGAGAUGUGAUUAUUUUCUACAUGUGCUUAAGCAUAACAGGCAACCAAUAUAGACUGUAGAAAAACAACGAAUUUUGCUUCCUUUCGUGUCGUCGGUUACUUGAGGUAUACCGAACCGAACGAUCGUACAGACGAUGUAUAUAUUUAUAGGUGUGAGUGGAAAAGGAACUUCUUGAAAUUAUGAAACUUAAACUUUUAUGCGGUCUUUGUAAAUCAAACAAAACUUAUUGAUAAUAGCUCGAUAAACGAGCGAGCGAGCAACAUUGCUCCUUCAAAAGUGUAUUUAAGAUAGUUUUAAGCAGCGAUUUUACCUAUCUCGUAGUGAAUCCGAACAAAAUUCGAAUUUAGUGCAAAGUGGAAUAAUCUAUCAGUUCUCUUUUCCUAUUACCAAAACCAUCAUCAGAUGGUUUCCUAUUUUCUGAAAGAAAAUCGCAAAACUGAAUGAAAAAUCUGCAAUAUGUAAUUUAAGACAACUCCAAAUCUUUAGUAGACACACUUACAUCGUCAUAUAUACAUACAACACAACACACACACACAUGCGCGCACGCGGAUGUUUGAAAAACAUUCAUAUAUGUGUUCGCAGUGAAAAAGUGAAAUGCAUUGAUUUUAGUUACUCUAAUACUUUUGCCCUUUUUAAGCAUAGGUUUUUAUUGAUUUUUUUAUUAUCAUUAUUAAUAUAUAUUUUUACAUCCGGGACGAAUGAAUGAACACAAUACACAGUUAUUUAAAUUAGUGGAUUGAUAGCAUACAAGUAGUGGUUAUAGAUGUUAGCAGUUAGCAGAAAAGACAUGUGACCGCUUUAUUACAUCACAACACAUCAAUAGAAGCAUGUUAUUUGGAGAGGAGUAAGCCGCCCCUCUGGCUUCCUUUGCUUUAUCAUGGUAGAAGAAGUAGAUUCGAGUUCCUCCGGGCGAACAAAUGUGUGCAUACAGACACCCACACCCACACACUAGCUGUAAAUGUAACUUGAUCAGAUAAUUACACAUACAAGCGCGAACCGGCGAAAAGAUGCAAAAUGCUUCUGCUGGUGGCUAAAUAUUCGAAUCCGUGGAAAAUGGUCUUUGAGAAUGUAGAACAAAAUUUGAUCGAUUAUAUAGAACAAUGUUUUAAGAUAA